GGUGCAUGCAGGAGGCGAAGGGACGCGCAGGAUCCGCCCAGGGAUGAGUACUUGCGUCCGAUGGUGGAUGCGACAGGCAUCAAGUAUCGCAUCGGCCUCAACGAGGAUGACAUGACAGAGGACAUCAGGGAAGAGUUUGAGGAGAACCAGCGCGAGUCGUUGGCGGCCCUCAAAUUUGCUGGUGUGCUCAUUGGAGUCCCAAUUAUCGUGGGCUUCACGGUGAGCCGCAUCUUGGCAGAGCCCUUUUACGAAGUGGCUCAGCGCUACAAUCCGCAGAUCUUUGCCGUCAGCGAGCGCGAGAAGGUUGAAGGUGCCAAGCUGGUGCAUAAGCACGAGAUGCGCCUGCGCAUGGACGCCGCCAUUGGCCGCGCGCCCGCCAUCUCAGACCUGGAGAUGCAGAUGGAGCUGCGCAGGGAGGCGCUGCACCUGGCAGAGGAGUUCCGGGCGCACAACCGCACGGCGCUGUUGAACCUGCUGUCUGACAGCACGACGGCGCUGACGGGCUUUGCGCUGCUGCUGCGCAACUCGGACGGCCGCGGCGCGCUCUUCCGCACCAUCGGCCGACUCUUGUCCGGCUUCUCCGACACCGCCAAGGCCUUCCUCAUCAUUGCAAGCACUGAUAUUCUCCUAGGGUACCAUUCUGAGGAGGGGUGGACCGCUGCUAUCCACUUGCUCACCGGCCAUUAUGGUCUGGAGGUCGAGGAAGCACCCAUCUACAUUUUUGUGGCCAUUGUGCCUGUUACAAUGGAUGCUUUCUUCAAGCUGUGGAUAUUCCAAGGCCUCAACAGAGUGAAUCCUGCUGCCGCUGUGACGCUGCGAAGCAUGGACCGGCAUUGAAGUCUGCCAGGCAUGAUGGCAUUACCGGGACGUAGUAGUGUUUCCAUGAGAAGUCCUGGUUGCUACGAGACAAGAUAUCUGAAAGAAGUCAUUGUGGAAGGAGUUGGGGUACUGUUGAAAAGAGAAUAUCCUUAAAACCUGCCAAUAAGCAUUGCGGCUCAACACAGAUCUGAGAUCUCCUGGCAUUGCCAUGCGCAGAGUCAUAUGCAUGGUGUCUGGAGUAUUGCAGUAUAUUUAAUGCCGCAGCGCUGGCACGUUUUCAUGCUCGUGACAGAAAACCUGACCUCAUUAUGGCUCAGAAUUUGUUACAUUAUCAGUGAGUAACUACUCACCUUACAAGGGGUGAAUGUGCUAGCACGGUAGCAGCCAAACAAUAUUGAUGACAGUGCACAUAUCUUUCAAACGUGACUGGACAGGUGCAAUUGAUCAACAUGAUUGAAUAAUGACUGAAAUCCCAAUUGCCUGCCGAAAGAUGAACAUGCGAAUGUGCUGCAAAUGUAACAUGAAGUGCAAUGGCAAUCAAG
Messenger RNA from Coccomyxa subellipsoidea C-169, 1361 nucleotides. RefSeq lists its product as hypothetical. The record is from RefSeq and is a predicted model, not a curated record. The coding region runs from base 61 to 837 and encodes 258 amino acids. NCBI's taxonomy places the organism in Eukaryota, Viridiplantae, Chlorophyta, Trebouxiophyceae, Coccomyxaceae. The transcript is spliced from 6 exons. Gene Ontology annotation, cellular component: membrane.